Scophthalmus maximus (turbot) is the source of this 2157-nucleotide messenger RNA. Its product is annotated as cip1-interacting zinc finger protein. Gene Ontology annotation, cellular component: nucleus. The record is from RefSeq and is a predicted model, not a curated record. Bases 382 to 1437 code for a protein of 351 amino acids. NCBI's taxonomy places the organism in Eukaryota, Metazoa, Chordata, Actinopteri, Pleuronectiformes, Scophthalmidae. The transcript has 10 exons.
AAAAGAUCCGUGUUCGCUCCAGAAGCAGCUCCGCCUCUGACGUCCGUCACAGCCCGGACACACGACACCUGCUCGGCUCCGCUCGCCGGGACGAGCCGCUGCUUCCUGAACCACCGAGCGUCCGAGACCUCCGCUAGAAAUUUUUGUUAGUUUGAAUCCACGAAGACUUCCGGUCGACGAGACGAAGCGUUUAGAAUCUGACCAGAGGUCAAAGGUCAGGAUUCAUCUGAAGAAUGAAAACGAUGUAACAGUUGAGAUAUUAAUGUUGCAGUUGAUUUGAUGACUGUUGUUUGUGUCACUAUAGUUUAUUACAUUGUUAUAACUUUGACUUCCUCCAUGUUGUUGUGAUUCUUUUGAGAGGGUCAGAGGUCAGAGGUCAUCAUGGGCAAACGGCAGCGGAGGACAAACAGGCGUUUUCUACCUGCAGCAGGAAACAGCGUGGCACAGGUUCGAUUCCCUGUCGGCCCUGUACAGAGGAGACCGCCACCGCAGGGUUUAGGCAGGAAGUGGGCGGGCUCAGGGCCAGGAAGUGCUGACGGCCGGCAGCUCUUCUGCGGCAGCUCUACAACCACAGAAGAAGAGAGGGGAGACCCGGGACCUGACGGAGGUUCAGGGGAGACGAAGAAGAGGACGAGACUAGACGGGUCUGUCACUGUGCUGCCGGCCGAGUCAUGUGAUCCAGCACCCAAUGAGAGCAGCUCUACAGGAGGUGGAGUUCCUCCUCCUGACCAGCAGAAGGCAGCAGAGCUCAGUGACGACAGCAGAGCAGCCGAGUGUGUUUGUGUGCGUGUGCGUGUGAAGCUGCAGAGUGUGGGGUCACUAAAGGUCACUAUCCAGCGGAGCAGUGAGAGCAGAGAGUUUGUGCAGACAGACAGGACGACAGACAGACAGACAGUGGGAGUCCACUGUCACGUCUGUCACCUCACCUAUCGCUCUGUGCAGGUGUUUCAUGAACACAUGUCAGGAGCAGAACACAUGAAAAAAAUGCAGGAGAUCACACAUUCCAUCUGCUUCAAAACACACACAUUGCAGGACAGGGGGCGUCAGCCUCAGGCUCAGCGCUGGUGUGACACCUGUCAGACUCACUUCAGUGGUGACGUCAUCAUCCACCGACGGACAAAACAACACAAGAUUUGUAAGCAGCUGUGUCGACCCUUCUGUCCGGUGUGUAAGCGUCACUUCAGGACUCCCAGGAAGUUUGUGGAGCACAUGAAGUCUCCAGAACACAAACAGCAGGUACAAUUGCAGCAAGCUCAGGAGGAGGAGCUGAUCACUGUGGACGCUGUCGGCUGCUUCGAGGAGGAGGAGGAAGUAGCUGAUGAUGAAGAGGGGUAUGCAGCAAAAGAGGAAGCAGAGGAGAAAGUGUUGCAGGUAGGGCUGAACGAUGAAUCGUCUUCGAAUGGAAAUUGUGAUUUGAAACAGCGUGAUUUAGAAUAAGCAAUGUAGCGGAUCUGAAAGGUUUGACACAUUCAUGGCGUCGUCCUCGUCGGGACAUGCUCACCAAUCAGAAGUGGCCUGAGGUGACUGAGUACACGCCCCCACAAACAACACACGUGAAACCAAAGAGAAAAUCACGUCAGUGGAGUGACCUCCAGUGUCAACGUGGGACAACUAGUCCAGAAGAAAAGUUACACUUAUGUGAUUCAGGAGUGUUUCUGGUCUGAGACGAUAGAUGAGCAACAAAAGAGGAUAAAGGCAACACCACCAACCAGCAACACCACCAACCAGCAACACCACCAACCAGCAACACCACCAACCAACCAGCAACACCACCAACCAGCAACACCACCAACCAACCAACCAACCAGCAACACCACCAACCAUCAACACCAGCAACACCAUCAACCGGCAACACCACCAACCAACCAGCAACCAGCAACAUCACCAACCAGCAACACCAUGUUGUUAGCAACAUGUUAUUAGCUUAACAAGCUAAGGUAGCUCAGUCAUGGCCAGUAAAUAUUGUUCUGAUUGCAGAUGUGUAAUAUUUCAGUGUCAGAUUGUUUACAGAAAGGUCAAUUUAUUUUCUUAUAGUAAUUAUUAUUAUUUGUUAUUAUUAUGACUUUAUUUAUUUAAGACGUCACAGCGUUUGUGAUAAUUGUUCCAUUUUUGAUUGUUCCAUGUUUUAUAGAUUUAAUAAAUUCAUUUUAGAAGUGA